GCCAGAUUAAACUGCGCACCGUUUUGGCAAGAGUGUUCGUAAUCCCUUCAUUUCUAUACGAUUUGAGAGAAAUCAGCCUCACAACCGCCAUAAUGCUCGGCACGAUACGUAAACAGCUUAAAAGCCACCCAGCUCUGAUCCCCCUUUUCUUCUUCAUUGGUGGAGGAGCAGCCAUGUCUAUGAUGUACCUCGCACGUCUGGCCUUGAAAAACCCUGAUGUCUGCUGGGAUCGCAAGAACAACCCAGAGCCCUGGAACAAGAUGGCCCCUACCGAUCAGUACAAGUUUUUCACAGUUAACAUGGACUACAGCAAGCUGAAGAAGGAGGGCCCCGAUUUCUAAAGAUCACAUCUGCUGGACCAAAAGCACAAAGAUGAGCUGAUCCGCACAGCCCCGGUUUGAACUUCCUCCAGGAACUGAGAGAUGCAGAGGCUAAACCCGCACAACGAUUCAUAUUUAAGUUUCCUCAUUGCAUCUCAUUGGCUUGUUGAAACCAUGUCUCUUUAUUUCUCAUUAUAAGUGGUUGUCAAUAAAGUGAAGGAGUCUUUUCUCCUCCAUACAGA
Messenger RNA from Chelmon rostratus (copperband butterflyfish), 562 nucleotides. RefSeq names its product NDUFA4 mitochondrial complex associated a (gene coxfa4a). The transcript is spliced from 4 exons. Bases 93 to 341 code for a protein of 82 amino acids. The record is from RefSeq and is a predicted model, not a curated record. NCBI's taxonomy places the organism in Eukaryota, Metazoa, Chordata, Actinopteri, Chaetodontiformes, Chaetodontidae.